AUGCUUGAUUAUGGAAGUGUCGUUUUAACAUUAAGUAAUGUUUUGUUACCAUCAGAAAAACUUUAUCCAAAUCCAACACCUUCGAUGAUUGAAGGUUUACCAUAUGAUAUUGAAUAUGAUUUAAGAUUAAUCGGAUGUGAACUUAUACAAACAGCAUGUUUAUUAUUAAAAUUACCACAGACAGCAGUAGCGACAGGUCAAGUAUUAUUUCAUCGUUAUUUUUAUUCAUCAUCAUUUGUUCGUCGUCAAAUGGAAAUUGUUGCAAUGGCUUGUACAAAUCUUGCAGCUAAAAUCGAAGAAAAUGCUCGACGAAUUCGAGAUGUUGUGAAUGUAUUUCAUCAUAUUAAACAAGUUCGAUCAGGAAAAAAUAUUCGUCCAUUGUUAAUCGAUCAAACCUAUAUUGAUAGAAAAAAUGAAGUUAUUAAAGCUGAAAGACGUUUACUGAAAGAACUUGGAUUUUGUGUUUAUGUUAAACAUCCACAUAAAAUGAUAACAAUGUAUUUAAAAGUAUUGGAAAAAGAACGUGAAAGACAUUUAGUACAAUAUGCUUGGAAUUAUAUGAAUGAUAGUUUACGUACGGAUAUUUUUCUACGUUUUACUCCGGAAACAAUUGCUUGUGCAUGUAUUGAUUUAGCUGCACGUACUUUACAAAUUUCAUUACCUAAAAGCCCUCCAUGGUUUAUUAUAUUCGGUGCAAGACAAUCAGAAAUUCAUUUUAUAAUGAUAGCUAUUCUUCGUCUAUAUAAACAUCGACCAAAAUCUCUUGAUGAAUUAGAAAAACUUGUGAAUACUAUUCGUGAAAAAAGAGAUGAUGAUCGAAAAAAAAUUCGAUCGGAUUUAAUUCAAUCAACAGAAUUAGGUAAUGAUUCACCAUCACAACAAAUUGCUCAAAAUUCUAUAUCAUCAACCGUAAUUAAUACAACGACGACGACAACAACUUUUAUAAAACAAGAUGCUUCAACUGUGAUUGCAACAACACAAGAAAUAACAAAUGUAACUACAACAACUACAAAUGGAAAGAUUAUAAAAAAACGUGAUAGAGGAAGUUCAAGAGAAUCAUCAACAGUGAAUACACAUCGACAUCAUCGAUCGAGAAGAAAACGAAGUAGUACAAGAAGCCGAUCAUCAUCUCGAUCAACAUCUCGUUCGUCAGUUCAUCGUUCACAAAAGAAAAAGAAAACUUCUCGGCGAAGUCGUUCACGAUCUCGUUCAUCCACACCUAAAAGACGAAAACAUCAAAAAGAGAAACGACAUCGUAGUCGUUCGUCAAAUCGUCGAAAGAAAGAUAAAAAACGUCGAUCACGUUCUUCUUCACCUGAAGAAAGUCAAUAUUCUACUACUAACAAACAUCCACUUUCAACGAAAGACACAAAUAAUAAUCUUCAUCAACGUUCACAUCAUCAUCAUCAUUCAUCCAAACAUUCAAAUGGUGUUUCUUCAUCAUCAAAUAAAAAAUUAAAAAACUAG
Molecule: messenger RNA, 1467 nt
Organism: Adineta steineri
Lineage: Eukaryota; Metazoa; Rotifera; Eurotatoria; Adinetida; Adinetidae
Source: the annotation of a GenBank genome assembly